Strongylocentrotus purpuratus (purple sea urchin) is the source of this 2230-nucleotide messenger RNA. RefSeq names its product BTB/POZ domain-containing protein KCTD19-like. NCBI's taxonomy places the organism in Eukaryota, Metazoa, Echinodermata, Echinoidea, Camarodonta, Strongylocentrotidae. Gene Ontology annotation, molecular function: protein binding. The transcript has a single exon. Gene Ontology annotation, biological process: protein homooligomerization. Bases 110 to 1624 code for a protein of 504 amino acids. The record is from RefSeq and is a predicted model, not a curated record.
UUAACCCCAUUCCUUGGUGAUAACAUUCACCACUUUGGGAAGAAGAAGGUUUCAUUGUCAGGAUUUUUGCGUUAAGUAAAGUUUACACUUGAAACCCACAAAAUCUUUGAUGAAUAUGGCUUCUUCUGUCAUUUUGAAUGUUGGUGGCAAGCUAUAUCAGACAGAGAGGUCAACUCUGGAACGUUAUCCUGACAGCUAUUUCACAAGCUUGCUAAACGACAAUCAUUAUGAUCCAUCUAUCAGAAACGAAGAAGGGCACUAUAUUGUUGAUCGGGACGGCGAGAUAUUUCGGCAUGUACUUAAUUUCUUGAGAGAUGGAAGGCUCGUGCUUCCCGACGGAUUCCGCGAGUACGAACUGCUAAGGUGCGAAGCUAAGUUCUUCAAGCUUGGGGAACUCCAGAAAGCGAUUCCCGCAACAUCCUUGGUGAAAAUGGCUUCUUCUGUCAUUUUGAAUGUUGGUGGCAAACUGUAUCAGACAAAGAGAUCAACUCUGGAACGUCUGAUUGACGUCAAUGAUCCAUCUAUCAGAAACGAAGAAGGGCACUACCUUCUUGAUCGGGACGGCGAGAUAUUUCGGCAUGUACUUAAUUUCUUGAGAAGUGGAAGACUAGUGCUUCCCGACGGAUUCCGCGAGUACGAUCUGCUCAGGUGCGAAGCUAAGUUCUUCAAGCUUGGGGAACUCCAGAAAGCGAUUCCGGCAACAUCCUCGGUGAAAAUGGCUUCUUCUCUCACUUUGAAUGUUGGUGGCAAGCUGUAUCAGACAAAGAGAUCAACUCUGGAACGUUUGAUUGACGUCAAUGAUCCAUCUAUCAGAAACGAAGAAGGGCACUACCUUGUUGAUCGGGACGGCGAGAUAUUUCGGCAUGUACUUAAUUUCUUGAGAAGUGGAAGACUCGUGCUUCCCGACGGAUUCCGCGAGUACGAUCUGCUCAGGUGCGAAGCUGAGUUCUUCAAGCUUGGGGAACUCCAGAAAGCGAUUCAAGAGCAGACCCGAGGAGCGAUCGGACUGAGGGUUGGUGGCAAGCUCUACAUGAUGACAAUUGGAGAGGCAUCGAAAGAGCAGGGCUCGUUCUUCGACAAGAUGCUGAGUGGGCAGAUUUCGGUUCCUAGAGAUGCACUUGGAAAUUUCCUUGUUGACAGGGAUGGGAGCAUGUUCCGAUUUGUCCUGGGUUACCUUCGAGACGGUGGCAUCUUCAUGGAUAUGACACCCAAAGAAUUUGACCUCCUGAAAAAGGAGGGGGAGUACUUUGGACUUCAAAUGCUUGUACACCACAUUGAGAGCGUUUCGUUGAUGCAUGGAUGGACCAGCGGUAAGCCUUUGAUUCUUCACCUCUUUCACCAUAACAAUGACCACUGCGUUGUAUAUGCCAACAGAGCCAAGGCAGGUGGGUUCUUUACAGACUGGAAAAUUUCUGAGAUUUGUUCAGAGCCUAAAAUAUUGAAGGAUGACAUAAUGAGCAAGGAGGGCAGGUUAGUCGGGUUGCUUGAUGUGACGAAGGUGAAUCAUCGACAACCUGCCAAGAAAGAAGAAAUCUUCACUUUUAUUUUCGAUAAAAUGGGUGCGAAACAUAAGAAAUCCAUUCAACUGAACAACGGCUGGACCAAGGUGCUGUUUACAACGUAGGUUUGUCCAUUGUAGUGUGCAGUCUCGUGAGAAUUCCUCUAGUUCAAACAUGAAGGCAUAUUAAAGUCUUAUCCACGAUAGAGUGACUCAAUUCGUUUAUACUUUCCCUAGAUGUAUUUUGAGUUAGUGGUUGUCACAAUGAGGCGUUGAGCGAUUCUGAUCAGACUUUUAGAUAGUAACUGCAUGUAUGUAGGAAACUUUAUCUAUUUUUAUAACGUCCUAUCUGAUGUUUUCAGGAAUUGAAGGAUUCUGUGUUUGAUAAAGAAGUACAUUCAAACUUGCUUUUGCGACAACCUAUAUAGAAGAAAAAAACUCACCCGUCUACCAAGGCCACUUUUUGUUUCAGUCGAAACGAUGCUUUUCAUUGAAACCUGUGCACAAUCAAUACCUUCAUUUAAGGACUGCUUUGUGUGUGUGUGUGCGUGUGUGUGUGUGUGUGUGCGUGCGUGUGCGUGUGUGUGUGUGUGUGUGUGUGUGUGUGUGUAGGAGGGGGCUAUCUCCCUUGGGCGGUCUUUCGGUACAGAUGCCACUGCAGUGCAUUUAGUACAUGGCAUAUCUCGAAAGUGAUAAACAUGUGUAGGCGAUCCUCCCAAGAUCGGGGGGGGG